Magallana angulata is the source of this 6360-nucleotide messenger RNA. RefSeq names its product serine-rich adhesin for platelets-like. Gene Ontology annotation, molecular function: protein kinase regulator activity. Gene Ontology annotation, cellular component: protein kinase CK2 complex. The record is from RefSeq and is a predicted model, not a curated record. The coding region runs from base 334 to 5340 and encodes 1668 amino acids. NCBI's taxonomy places the organism in Eukaryota, Metazoa, Mollusca, Bivalvia, Ostreida, Ostreidae. The transcript has 15 exons.
GCUAGGUGACUAAAUGCUUUUGGAUAAUAGGUUAAUCUAAUCAACAGGCUUGUUUUAUCUAAAUGUUUACAUUUUGUAUCUGCAGUGUUGAAGAAUAAUUUGACAGGGAAUAUCGAAGUGAUUUGGGCAAGCCUUUUUUGUGGAAAUUAAUCAGGAAAGACCGUUCAACAUUGUGACUUGUGGUAAACAUAUGUUUACAUAUUUUUAUUCGUUGCAUACCUGUGUGUAAUGACACAGUGCAAUCAUGAAGAAACUCUACAUCCGGGAAGAAAUUGAUGUACGGAUGAAACCAAAUAUUACGGAAAGCUGAAUUGAAUGUCUCUCUAAAAUCCGAUGGAUGCUCCUGUAUUUCUAAGACUCUUUCUGUUUUCACAAGCAAUCUCAAUAAUUAAAGGAAACAUCGAUGACCAUGGUUUCUGUCAUGAACAAAUACUUAACGUAACAUUCUGCGUUUAUUGUGGAUCCGGUGUUCCAGACUAUAUUGCAGUUACAAUAGUGGCAGGUGAAAACAACCCCAAUGGGACCUACCAGUUAUUCUGUAAGACACCUCAAUGGAUUUGUUCUGGCUCUAUGACAGAAACCUACAAUACAACUAGUGAUACACUAGAGAUAGGAUUUAUAUUCAAUCAUUCAAUUCAUGGUGGCCGUUACUUAUGGAUAAUACGUGAACGAAACGGCAGUCAAGAAAAUCAACAAAUCCUUCUGAAACCUUGCUUGUCAGGAUUUACAACAAACGCCAGCUUUUACAAUGAGUCUCACAUUACUGUUGAUUGUCAGCAUUCGUCUUUCAAUUAUUCCAAUUCCCUAAUAAGAAUAAAGAUAGAAGACGGAACAGACUUCGGCGUUUGCUCAAAAGUUGGGUGCCUCGAAUGCAAAAGGCUUCCAGAUGGCAUACAAUGCAUGGUGCCGUAUAUUCCAGGAAAAGUGAUCCAGUGUAUAUUAGAUGGGGCAGUCUACAAUAUAAGUGCUCCAGAUAUUGCAACAACAACUCUAACCGCAGAAACAACAGAAGUCGAAUUACCAACAACAUCAAAUGAAAAUUCAGAUAUAGAUAGAUUUACGUCAACCGAAAAGUCAACACCGUUGCAAAGUGUGACAAUCAUGCCAGAAAGCUCAGCGACAUCUAGUGAAAUAUUCACGGCAACGGUUGAAAGUUCUUCCUUGUCACGUGAACAGAAUGUAACAACAUCGUUUACAAAAGGUUUAUCAACCUCUGAAAGUAUAACAUCAACAGAUAACUUGCCGGGAUCCUUAAAUAUAACAACAGAGUCUCCACAAAGUUUGCCAACAGAACAAAGAAUCGUCACGUCCACAGAAGGUUCAAAAACAGAGUCUACAAAUAGUUUGUCAACAGAACAAGAUAUCGCUACGUUCACAGAAGGUUCGUCAACCUCUGAAAGUAUUACAUCAACAGAUAACUUGGCAGGAUUUUUAAAUAUAACAACAGGGUCUACAAAUAGUUUGUCAACAGAACAAGAUAUCGCUACGUUCACAGAAGGUUCAAAGACCUCUGUGGAAACCAUCGGAAGCAGAACAGUUAAAGAAGAAACGACAACUGAGUAUUUAGGGACGACUGUAAAGACAACAAACGCUUCAUCAAAUGCAGCAAUUACGAUAAUCAAUCAGAACAUAAUCGAUCAAGGAUUUUGCCAUAAACAGGACGUCAACAUUCAGUUGUACAUUAACUGCGGUAUACCUUUCUCUGCCAACAUUACUGUGGCUAUAGUGACAAGCAAAUGUGAAAUCAGACCAAACUACAUCUUGACUUGCUGGAGGUCUAAUGACAGCACGUGGUAUUGUCCCAGAUUUGAUAUUAUGACAGGGAAAUUCAAUACAACUAGUGGUAUAUUAGAUAUAAAUUUUAAGUUUAAUUUCACCAUCCAUGCAGGAAAUUAUGUAAGGAUGAUAUCUUUUUGUGAUGGAAACCAAGAAUCGAGGCAUAUUCAUCUUAUACCAUGUUUUUCAGGAUUUACAGUAAAUGCUACCUUCUACAAUGCCACGUCAAUCGUCAUCAAGUGUCAGCAUUCGGCAUUUAACUAUUCCAGCUCUCAAAUCAGAGUCAAAUCAAAAGGAGGUAACGACCUUGGGGCAUGUUCCAAAAUCAGCUGUAAUAGUUGCAAAAGAUUACAAGAUGGUAUACAAUGUGAUGUAUUGUAUGCCCCUGAAAGCAUAUACCAGUGUGUGUUGGACGGUGCAAUCUAUAACAUAAGUCUACUAACAACGCAGCCAGACAUUCAAACAACAACACCACAAAACGUUUUUACUUCACAAAGGGUAACAGCGGCAUCAGAAAUCACAACAGUGUCAGAAAAAAGCGUAUUGACUUCAACAGAUAGCUCAUUAACAACGUCACAAAGAAUUCUUACGUCAAGUGAGGGAUCAACAGCAUCCAACUCAUUUACAAAAACAUCAUCGGAAGGCACAACUGUAGAAACGUUUGAUUCGACGUUAACAGAAAAUAGCAAAGCUACUUUUUCCAAAGACCAUUCAACAACAGAGAGCACAACAUCAAGGCCUGGAGAGAUUUCUACGUCACAGAACGACAUAGAAAGUUCAUCAACGUCACGAGAAAACGUUGAAAGUACAACCAGUGCGCCACAUUUUGAAUCAACGUCAAUAAAAUCAACGAAAAUUAUAACAACAGCUCCAAGAGAUGCAGCAAUUACGAUAAUCAAUCAGAACAUAAUCGAUCAAGGAUUUUGCCAUAAACAGGACGUCAACAUUCAGUUGUACAUUAACUGCGGUAUACCUUUCUCUGCCAACAUUACUGUGGCUAUAGUGACAAGCAAAUGUGAAAUCAGACCAAACUACAUCUUGACUUGCUGGAGGUCUAAUGACAGCACGUGGUAUUGUCCCAGAUUUGAUAUUAUGACAGGGAAAUUCAAUACAACUAGUGGUAUAUUAGAUAUAAAUUUUAAGUUUAAUUUCACCAUCCAUGCAGGAAAUUAUGUAAGGAUGAUAUCUUUUUGUGAUGGAAACCAAGAAUCGAGGCAUAUUCAUCUUAUACCAUGUUUUUCAGGAUUUACAGUAAAUGCUACCUUCUACAAUGCCACGUCAAUCGUCAUCAAGUGUCAGCAUUCGGCAUUUAACUAUUCCAGCUCUCAAAUCAGAGUCAAAUCAAAAGGAGGUAACGACCUUGGGGCAUGUUCCAAAAUCAGCUGUAAUAGUUGCAAAAGAUUACAAGAUGGUAUACAAUGUGAUGUAUUGUAUGCCCCUGAAAGCAUAUACCAGUGUGUGUUGGACGGUGCAAUCUAUAACAUAAGUCUACUAACAACGCAGCCAGACAUUCAAACAACAACACCACAAAACGUUUUUACUUCACAAAGGGUAACAGCGGCAUCAGAAAUCACAACAGUGUCAGAAAAAAGCGUAUUGACUUCAACAGAUAGCUCAUUAACAACGUCACAAAGAAUUCUUACGUCAAGUGAGGGAUCAACAGCAUCCAACUCAUUUACAAAAACAUCAUCGGAAGGCACAACUGUAGAAACGUUUGAUUCGACGUUAACAGAAAAUAGCAAAGCUACUUUUUCCAAAGACCAUUCAACAACAGAGAGCACAACAUCAAGGCCUGGAGAGAUUUCUACGUCACAGAACGACAUAGAAAGUUCAUCAACGUCACGAGAAAACGUUGAAAGUACAACCAGUGCGCCACAUUUUGAAUCAACGUCAAUAAAAUCAACGAAAAUUAUAACAACAGCUCCAAGAGAUGAAUUUAAUGUACAAUCGUCCUUCUACAACGAGACGUCUGUCAUUAUUAAUUGUCAACAUGCGUCGUUCAGCAAUUCUAGCUCUGUGAUCAGAAUCAAAUCAGAGGGAGGGGACGACUUUGGGUCAUGUUUCAAAACAAUGUGUAACGGUUGUAAAACUUUGUUUACAUACACUGCUUUAGGUCUACCAGAAGGUAUACAAUGCAUAGUGCCUUAUACUCCUGGUAAGAUAUUACAGUGCAUAUUUGAUGGUGCAGUCUACAACAUAAGCAUCCCAGCAAAUCACGUUACCCAAACAACCUUACCAGGGACCACAAUAACAUCAGAAAGGACCACGGCGAUUUCAGAAUAUCGCUCUUCUUCGACCAUAAGUAUGACAUCAAAAAUACAGGAAAGCUCAACAACACAAACAUUUACUUCGCCUGCGAGAUUAUCAACAGAACAGAGUUUUACAACCGGGCUUACAGACUUAACAACUGAACACAUUUUUAGGACAACAGAGUCACAAAACUCACUAACAUCUAGAAAUAUUACACCAUCAACGCCUGAUAUUUCAUCAACGUCGCUAAUUAUUACGACAACCUCCCCGAGUGAAAUUAAAACGUCACCAAAUGUCAUGCUGACGUCAUCUAGUAUUUUUUCAACAUCAAAACGAAAUACCGUGAUGACUACUUUACCAGGAACGCAAACGUCAGGAGGAUCCACAUUGAUAUCAACCCUAAAACCAAUAGAUGUUUCAGAAUUCACUGUAUAUGUGACCUUUCAUAAUGAAUCUUUCAUCAACGCUAGAUGUCAGCAUUCAUCAUUCAAUUACUCCAGUUCAACAAUACGAAUUAAAGUAAAAGGGGGAAAUGACUACGGCGCAUGCUCAAGAUACAGCUGUAACGGCUGCGCAAGGUUACCAAAUGGAAUUGAGUGCAAUAUACCGUACACUCCUGGUGAAGAACUGCAGUGCAUAUUAGAUGGCGCAGUUUAUGAUAUCCCUGUACAAAAUAUGACGCCACCUGGAAUCACAACAACACUGCUGCAGAUUUUAAAAACACAGCAUAUCAACACAACACCAUGGAUAACUUCAACAACGCCCACAAGUAUCUCAAAAGAAAGCUUAACAACAUCCCCCGAAAGCUCAGCAACCUCACAAAAUGCUCCAAUAACAACAACAAAACAGUCCCCGACAACGCAACAAAAUAUCAUAACAACAACAAAGUCCUUGACAACGUCUCAGGAUAUUUUAACAACAACAACACAGACAUCGACAACGUCAAAAUAUAUCACAACAACAACAACACAAUCAACGACAACGUCACAAAAUAUCAUAACAACAAAGAAAAGUAACCCAACGACCUCCCAAGAAUUCAUAAGAACGACAAAUAAGCCUAUAACAUCCCAAAGAGGCACGACAACUAAUAUCAAAACAAUCCUUGACAAAACUACAACAACAAAAAGUAAUCCAACAACAAGGAGUAUAACCACGUCGACCAGAAAAAGCUUUGAAACACCGCAUGGAAACAUAAAAAGCACAACUCCAGCGAAAGAAACCUACAGAAGCAGCGGGGUGAAUGUUGUUCAAAGGCCCCUAAUCAACGCAGCUUUGCUCCUGAUCGUCGCCACACAUUGUCUCAAGUACAUGUAAAUCGUUUCUUAUCUAAAAGUUUUGUUUGAAAAUGGCUUAAAUAGUUACCUUCAAUUAUCUUGCGUUGCAUCUAGCGAAAAAAGUAAAUAUUUAUAUAAUAUUCAUGUCUUUUUGUGUUGGUUUCAUGUAUAUAUAUUUAGUAUUGUUUUAUUUUUUAAUAAAUCUUCUGUUGAACUUUUUUAUUAUCUGAAAAUCUCUCGAAGUCGGUUAAUCGUGUAAUUUUAUAAUAGUAUAUAUCAUAUACAUUGUAUACAUGCUUGAUCGUGGAUAUUUUAAUAUAAUCAAGUUAUUUAUAAAAAUGGGUAAAAAUGAUUUAAUACUAACAAACAAAUUGCAGGUUUGACAGGUUUCUAUUAGCACAUUUUUAUAGAUAUGUAAAAACGCAUUCUUUUUUUGUUGGGAAGGACGUUUAAAAAAUAAUAUCAAACUAGGGAAACAAAUAUUUAUUCAGUGUACUUCUAUAGGCACAGUGUGUGUUUUAACAAUUGUUUUAAUUGUUGGUCUGGUUAAAACAACACAAGAACUCGCGAAUGAGGAUUGUUAAAUGUCACUUGCAUACAUUUGACACCAUUUUGUUAGUAUUAUGCUAUUUUACUCUGUUUUAUUUUUCUUUUGUUUUAUUUUAUUUUGUUGCUGGUUUAUUGUAAUAUCAAAGACAAUUUAUAUCCUGUAUGAAGAUAUAUAUUUGUUUUACUCAGUGGGAAAAUGGAGUAAUCAAUCUAUCUGAGAGAGAGAGAGUUCAUAAAAUACUGAGAGAGAGAGAGAGAGAGAGAGAGAGAGAGAGAGAGAGAGAGUUUUCAUAAUAUACUGUUAUGCCACCGAAGUGGAUUGUUUUGUUUUUUUAUUGAUUUUAUACAUGUAACCAUUAAAUAUAAAUUUGUAUUAUUUGAUUGUUUUACUAAUAUUAAGGUAGCUCCUGCCUUUUAAAUUUAUCUGAGAAAUGCAAGUAAAAUUGCUUUUAAUCAAUUAAUAAACAUCUCAUGAAAAAGAAAAACACAAAAAAUGUUGAUAUAAUUAGAU